Ictidomys tridecemlineatus (thirteen-lined ground squirrel) is the source of this 3707-nucleotide messenger RNA. Lineage: Eukaryota; Metazoa; Chordata; Mammalia; Rodentia; Sciuridae. The record is from RefSeq and is a predicted model, not a curated record.
GUGUCGCGGCCUGAGCCCCCCCUCCUCCGCAAGCAUGAAGGACAGCGGGGACUGCAAGGACCAGCAACUCAUGGUGGCGCUCAGGGUCCGGCCCAUCAGCGUGGCAGAGCUGGAGGAAGGAGCCACCCUCAUCGCCCAUAAAGUGGACGAGCAGAUGGUGGUUCUCAUGGACCCCAUGGAGGACCCCGAUGACAUCCUGCGGGCACAUCGCUCCCGGGAGAAGUCCUACCUGUUCGACGUGGCCUUUGACUUCACUGCCACCCAGGAGAUGGUGUAUCAGGCCACCACCAAGAGCCUCAUUGAAGGUGUCAUCUCAGGCUACAAUGCCACCGUCUUCGCCUACGGCCCUACGGGCUGUGGGAAAACCUACACCAUGCUGGGCACGGACCACGAGCCGGGCAUCUACGUUCGGACCCUCAAUGACCUCUUCCGUGCCAUUGAGGAGACCAGCAAUGAUGUGGAGUACGAGGUGUCCAUGUCCUACCUGGAGAUCUACAAUGAGAUGAUCCGGGACCUGCUGAACCCCGCCCUGGGGUACCUGGAGCUGCGGGAGGACUCCAAAGGGGUCAUCCAGGUGGCGGGCAUCACCGAGGUCUCCACCAUCAAUGCCAAGGAGAUCAUGCAGCUGCUGAUGAAGGGCAAUCGGCAGAGGACCCAGGAGCCCACGGCUGCCAACCAGACGUCCUCGCGCUCCCACGCUGUGCUCCAGGUGGCCGUGCGCCAGCGCAGCCGGGUCAAGAACCUCCUGCAGGAGGUGCGGCAGGGCCGCCUGUUCCUGAUCGACCUGGCGGGCUCCGAGCGCGCCUCCCAGACCCGGAAUCGCGGGCAGCGCAUGAAGGAGGGGGCCCACAUCAACCGCUCCCUGCUGGCGCUGGGCAACUGCAUCAACGCGCUGAGCGACAGGGGCAGCAACAAGUACGUCAACUACCGCGACAGCAAGCUCACCCGGCUCCUGAAGGAUUCACUGGGGGGCAACAGCCGCACCGUGAUGAUCGCCCACAUCAGUCCUGCGAGCACCGCCUUCGAGGAGUCCCGGAACACCCUGACCUACGCUGGCCGCGCCAAGAACAUUAAGACCAGGGUGAAGCAGAACCUGCUCAGCGUCUCCUACCACAUCGCCCAGUACACCAGCAUCAUCGCUGACCUGCGGGGAGAGAUCCAGCGCCUCAAAUGCAAGAUUGACCAGCAGGCUGGGCGGGGCCAGGCCCAGGGCCAGCUGGGGAGGGGUGACAUCCGCCACAUCCCAGCAGCCGAGGUCCAGCUGCACAGGGGGCAGGGCGAGCAGGACGAGAUGGGGCCGCUGCGGGAGCAGCUCAUCAGCGCUUUCCAGGAGCAGAUGGAUGUGCGCAGGCGCCUGCUGGAGCUGGAGAACCAAGCCAUGGAGGUGCAGAUCGAGACCUCCCGCCACCUGCUCACCAUUGCCGGCUGGGAGCAUGAGAACUCCCGGCGGGCCCUCAAGUGGCGGGAGGAGCAGAGGAAGGAGUCCUACACUAAGGACGACAGCGAGAAGGACUCAGACACCGGCGAUGACCAGCUGGACAUCUUGGAACCACCUGAGGUGGCCUCGGCCCGGGAGAGCAUCGCGGCCCUGGUGGGCAAGCAGAAGCAGCUGCACAAGGAGAAGCUGGCGCUGGAGCAGCGCUGCCGGGAGCUGCGCGCGCGGGGCCGGCGCCUGGAGGAGACGCUGCCGCGGCGCAUCGGCUCCGAAGAGCAGCGCGAGGUGCUGAGCCUGCUGUGCCGCGUGCACGAGCUCGAGGUGGAGAACACAGAGAUGCAGUCGCACGCGCUGCUCCGCGACGGGGCGCUGCGCCACCGCCGCGAGGCCUUGCGCCGCCUGGAGCAGCACCGCAGCCUCUGCGACGAGAUCAUCCAGGGUCAGCGGCAGAUCAUCGACGACUACAACCUGGCUGUCCCCCAGCACCUGGAGGAGCUCUACGAAGUGUACCUGCGGGAGCUGGAGGAGGGCAGCCUGGAGCGGGCCACCAUCAUGGAUCGCGUUGCCUCCAGGGCCCUACAGGACAGCUCCUUGCCCAAAAUCGCCCCAGCAGGAGCCACACUGACCCCAGACUCUGACCUGGAGAGCGUGAAGACGCUGAACUCGGAGGCUCAGCACCUGCUGGGCAGCACACUCCCGCCCCUGGGGACGGACAGUGACGCCCACCACGUGUUCAAGGCCAGUUCCCGGGCCUGGCAGGUGAAGAGCUCCUCUGUGCCCACCCCGCCUCCCAUCCAGGGUGGCAGCCUGGUGACCCAGGAGGCCCUGCCUCCAGACAGCCUGGGUAGCCAUAUCACCUCUUCCCCAGACAGCAGCGAGAACCUGUCAGAGAUCCUCUUGUCCCACAAAGAGAGGAAAGAAAUCCUGACUGGUACCAAGUGCAUCUCGGUGAAAGCUGCCCGGCGGCGCUCUCGGGCCCUGGGCACGGAGGGGCGCCACCUGCUGGCGCCUGCCAUGGAGCGCAGCAGCCUGUCCCUGCACUCUCUGAGCGAGGCUGAUGAUGCCCGGCCACCAGGCCCACUGGCGUGCAAGCGGCCACCCAGCCCCACGCUGCAGCACGCUGCCAGCGAGGAGAACCUGUCCAGCAGCACAGGAGAGACCCCGUCUCAGGCGGUUGGGCAUCGAGGUGGUGGCCCCGGGUUCUGGCUGCGCGGCCAGAAGAAAAGCCCAGGCAAGAAGAAGGAGGAGUCCCUGGAGGCGAAGAGGAGGAAGCGGAGGUCCCGGUCCUUCGAGGUCACAGGGCAAGGGGUGAGGUGUCUGGGUACCUUCCUUGUGGGUGGUAGCUCAGGGCUCGCUUCUUCCAGAGCCCCAGGGCACUUCCAGCCCUGCACACCCUGGGCUCCGCCCUCCACCAGGCCUCCGUCCCAGGCUGGCCCAGGAGCCCGGCAGAGCCCUGUGUCAGACCCUCAGGCAGUGCCUGGCCUCACCUCACUGUUCCCCACCACCACAGCUCUCCCGCCCCAAGACACACCUCCUGGGGCCCCGGCCCUCAGAGAGCACCUCGGACCACAAGACGCCAGUGGGUGGGCACCCAAGCCCUGGUGUCAGGCACCUGGGAAAGGUCACGCUGCCUUUGGCCAAAGUCAAACUCCCCACAGGCCAGAACACAGGCCCUGGAGACCCUUCAGCCCUUACUGUUCCCCCCAACCCAGCUGGAGUUUCCCGAAGGGUUACUCGUGGACCCCACCUGCCCCACGGGUCAAGCACGCAUGGCAAAGAUGGACGCUUCCGGCACAACUGAGGGCUCCUGCCUGGAACCAGCUAUUCUGCCCCCAAGGCUGAAUGGGGGGGGGGGUGUAACAGGGAAGGGGAACUGGACCCUGGGCAUUGGGGGUCAGGUGGAGCAGGAGCUCAGAAGGUUGGGGCUCCUGAGACCCAAGGGUUGCGGGGGUGUCUGCGCAGCCUUCCAUGCUUCCAGUGCUGCAGGGAAGGGAGGCGAGCCCAGAGCCCCCCAGCCCUGCUCAGAACACUGUUGCCAAAACCCUGCACACACCUGGGUUAGUCCUGGCCUUGGCGAUGGGGGAGGGAACUGCAGUGGGAUGGGCUCCUGGGCCCACACCUGCGGCCAGGGCAUUUGGAUGGUUGGGGAGGGGCUGAUGGUACUUCACGGGUGAUGGCUGGAGGUGGGGAGGGAAUCUGGUUUUGUUACUUGGAUAUGGCUUUUUUUUUUUUCUUCUUCCUUUUUUUAACAAUAAAAUCCCAUUUGGUUUGA